Molecule: messenger RNA, 930 nt
Organism: Trichophyton benhamiae CBS 112371
Lineage: Eukaryota; Fungi; Ascomycota; Eurotiomycetes; Onygenales; Arthrodermataceae
Exons: 1
Coding region: 1-930 (309 amino acids)
Molecular function (GO): hydrolase activity
Source: RefSeq, a predicted model, not a curated record
AUGAACAGCCAUCUCUUACCGUACCCCUACAACCAAGGGCAUCGCAGUCCUCCGUUCUCUGGGCUCAAGGCCUUGGCUAAUGCGCUCUAUGGCGCUUACCUCCGUUUCCAGCCCCUUGCUGCUUCACCAGCCGGCACCAAGCCUAUCCAGCUUGUCUGCAUCUCGGAUACCCACAACUCGACCAGAGAGGUUUCACCUGGCGAUCUUCUCAUCCACGCUGGCGACUUGACUCAACGUGGUACAUCCGAGGAGCUUCACAGUCAAUUUCGAUGGCUGUCUACUCUCCCACAUACCCAUAAAAUCGUUAUAGCAGGAAACCAUGAUCUCCUGCUCGAUUCAGAUUUCGUUAAGCGUCAUCCUACCCGCAUUCCCAGCCAGCCUGGAUCAUCUGUCUUCAGUUUGGACUUAUAUGAUGUUGAGUAUCUUCAGGACCGAUCUGUCACCCUGGACUUUCCAAACGGGAGGAGAUUGAAUAUCUACGGCUCGCCUCAGACACCGGAAUUCGGUAUUUGGGCCUUCCAGUACCCGGCAAUUCGGGAUGUUUGGACUGGUAGAAUCCCUGACAGUACAGAUAUAGUCGUGGUUCAUGGGCCACCCGUACUCCAUCGUGAUGAUGGAAAGAAAGGAGAUGGGUAUUUGUUAAAAGAGUUAAGAAGAAUAAGGCCGCAACUCGUUGUAUUCGGCCAUGCUCAUGAUGGAUACGGAGAAGAUUACCUUCUCCAUGACGGGGUACAGAGUGCCUGGGAAGAUGCAGUCCUACAGAGAAGUGGUAUAACUGUAAUACUGCGCAUGAGUUUCUGGAUGUUGGUAGCACUGCUUAAAUUCUUCCUAGGGCUCCCACAACCCAGCCCAACAAGACUAGUAAACGCAGCUCUUGCGCCGGGAACAAACAGCAAAACAAAGAAGCACCCUAUUAUACUAGAAAUAUAA